This is a messenger RNA of Hippoglossus stenolepis (Pacific halibut), 6759 nucleotides long. It is a transcript of the gene adra2db, whose product is annotated as adrenergic, alpha-2D-, receptor b. The record is from RefSeq and is a predicted model, not a curated record. Lineage: Eukaryota; Metazoa; Chordata; Actinopteri; Pleuronectiformes; Pleuronectidae. The transcript has a single exon. Gene Ontology annotation, biological process: adenylate cyclase-activating adrenergic receptor signaling pathway. Gene Ontology annotation, molecular function: adrenergic receptor activity. Gene Ontology annotation, cellular component: membrane. The coding region runs from base 396 to 1667 and encodes 423 amino acids.
GUCAUUCCACCAGCAGUGUGCACUGCAGCUCCAAAGCGAUGCAGUUCACCAAAACACUAGAGCAGCAUUACGCACGGCGAUAUUGGAGGAGUGACUAUAUUCCCGGAUCAUUGGAUUGUAAUCUCUAGUUUUUCUGACAUUUCUAAAACAUUUGGAACUUGCUGUGCGCGUCGGGACUAUCUGGACCUGUGAAUAAGGAUUGGUUAUUCGUGGGAGAGCAUCUUUGUACUGUGUCUUUCGUGGGCUACACUCUGCAUUGCCCAGGAGUAUUACGCGCAACGCGUAAUCUCCGUACGUUGGUGGGUAGCAGCUCGACGCACCCGGUCUUGUCUCUUUUGGAAAGACAAAGGGUGCAAAACAACAAACAUGAUACGAAGGGACAAGUUGGAGGCAGAAUGGAUUUAACCCAGUUCAAUCUGUUGGUGGGAAACGUGUCCAACGAUGAGAACAGCACGGACGCACCGCUUUCCUUUCCACACACACAGGCAGCCACUGCACUUAUCAUCCUGGUGGUUACUGUGAUUAUUUCGGUGACCAUUGUCGGAAAUGUGUUGGUGAUUGUAGCGGUGCUGACCAGCCGCGCUCUCCGUGCGCCCCAGAACCUGUUCCUCGUCUCUUUGGCGUCCGCGGACAUCCUGGUGGCCACGCUGGUCAUCCCCUUCUCCCUCGCCAAUGAGGUUAUGGGGUACUGGUACUUUGGAAGUACUUGGUGCGCAUUCUACUUGGCUCUGGACGUGCUGUUCUGCACCUCAUCCAUCGUGCACCUGUGCGCCAUCAGCGUGGACCGCUACUGGUCAGUCACCAAGGCGGUGAGCUACAACCUGAAGCGGACCCCGAAGCGCAUCAAGUCCAUGAUCGCUGUGGUGUGGAUAAUAUCUGCGAUCAUCUCCUUCCCUCCUCUCCUCAUGACCAAACACGACGAGCGGGAGUGUCUUCUGAACGAUGAGACCUGGUACAUCCUCUCGUCCUGCAUGGUGUCCUUCUUCGCCCCGGGUCUCAUCAUGAUCCUGGUUUACUGUAAGAUCUACAAAGUGGCCAAGCAGCGCUCCUCCACCGUAUUCGUGGCCAAAAACGGUCUGGAGAGGCAGCCCUCUCAGUCGGAGACCUGCUUCGUCAGGAAGGACCGGACUGAGACAGAGAGCCCCAGCAGCCAAGACUCCAGCAACCACCAGCAGGGCCAGGGGGAGCUGGAUGACAUUGACCUGGAGGAGAGCUGCUGCCCGUCGGACACCAAACCGCGCAACCAUCGCUUCACCAAGCGGAGGAAGGUGGAGGGGUCGGACUGCUGCCCGCCGCAGAGCUGCCGCCUCUCGUGGGCAUCGGCCCGGGCGUCGCAGCUCUACCCGGAGCAGAAGACCCCGGCGGAGCGACCCCAGGUGGCCGCGGUCAACAAGACCAAAGUGGCCCAGAUGCGGGAGAAGCGUUUCACCUUCGUGCUGGCGGUGGUGAUGGGGGUGUUUGUGCUCUGCUGGUUCCCCUUCUUCUUCACGUACAGCCUCCACGCGAUCUGCAGAGACAGCUGCCACAUCCCGGUCGCACUUUUCAACCUGUUCUUCUGGAUUGGCUACUGCAACAGCUCCGUGAACCCCAUAAUAUACACUAUUUUCAACAGGGAUUUCAGGAAAGCCUUCAAGAAAAUUGUAUGCAGGACUCCCAAGCGCACAUAAGUCUAGAGGAAGACAAUCAUUUGGCCUCUAAUGCCUCAACAGUGCUGGGAAGGAAUUAUAUUAUCAAGACUCAGUGCUCUUGGCUAUAGUUCCCCUUCCCGAAAUCAUUUUCAUGUAACUAUGAGAAAAAGAAAAAAAUCCAGUCUUGUGUACAGAUUUAAAUGUCCAUGAAUAAAAUGUCAAGUGGUGCAAAAGAAAAGAAAAAGAUUAAGUUAAUCAUCACAUUUUUAUCCCACUGGAGAUAUGUAAAGUUUUAAUGUAGGCCACUAAAUGUACUUUUGAAGCAGAAACAGCAUGUAUUGGAUCAUGCUGCAGCAAGCAGGAGAUACUUCAGAGUGGGGAGGACAUCUUGUGUGUAGCUGUAACUGUAGGUGUUUAAUAUUGAGAUCACUGGACGACCUCUCUCUCCACCAUCUCAUCUAUGUAUACGCAUGGGGAUGUGCAAGCGAGUUCCACAGAGAAAGAAAGAAAAAAAGAGAAAUGAAAUCCUGCAGAUUUAAAUGUCUGGCAUUGUUGCAUGUAUAAUUCAGAUACAUCUUGUGUUUAACUGCAGUGAAAGCUCCUUAAGUCUUACCAGCGAACCCCGAAACUUACGUAAGAGUCUAAUCUGACACCACCGCACGUCACACCACCAGACACCGGAACACAAUUGCCAAGCCCAGGCCUGCGUUUUUAAAACUCUGUUGGACAAAUCUGCAUAUUUUAAUUUGAACCAUAGCUCAACAUUUUGCCAGUAAAUAUUUAAAUAGUGUGGGAGCACGAUUCUGCCAUUCAACGUGGUCUCAGCGUCGUGGGACAGGAGUUUAAAUGUCAGUUAUGUUGUCCCACUACAUUUAUUUUCUAUUCUUUGACAAAACUCAAAAUACUGGGUUUAUAUUCAAAUACUUUUCUGAAAAACAAAACAAAAAAACAGUCCUGCUCCCUCUCUCUUAAAAACAGCAUCUCUGCAGCAGGUAUUUCAGGUAAAGCUGAACUUCCAUCCAGCAUUAAAUCUCCUUGGAUACAGUGAGAGAGCUUAAUAUCUUCAAGCCAUGCCUCGGGCUGUAAUCCUUUAUAAAGUACUGUAAGUCCUAAGACAUCAGGUACCCAGUAACUUUCAUAUUUGUUUUAAAUAUCCAGAAAUGAUUCACAGCAGGAGCAACUCAACUGGCUUCAUUGAAAACUACGGCUGAGGUGGGAAAGUCAAAAUGGGAAGAAAAACAGCUGUUCUGUUUCUUUUAUAUUUACGUGGAUCUGCCCAGGUGCAACUAGGUGCUGCCGCAAGGAAUUGUAGGACGGCAUAUUCGACCCCCCUUUCGUAAAGGAUGGUUCAAUAUUUCCUAAAGGAGAUGAAAUAGGAAGCAUUGAAGCUCCUUUCCUUAUUAUUUAGAGAAAUCGAACAAGUCUUUUUAUGGAAAUGCUUCCAGGUCAUUUGACUCAGUGGGGAACCUUCCGAAGCAAAAUGGACGCCAGCUAUGUCACAAUGUUAAAUAAAGUGAUUCAAAAAUUCCUGGAUCUGCACCAAAAAAUGUAAUGGGUUCUUCCCUGACCAAUAACCGCAUCCUUCCAAGUUCUGUUGUUGUCGACAAAAGAAUGGACGGGGGUCAAAAUAUACAAAGUAGUUUACCAUGGAGACAUUGCUAUAAACUAUACACAGGAAGAGCAGUUGUGGAUGUUAGUAUUAGAGCUGCUCAUCUCUGUUUUCAACACAGCCUCGUUAUUGUGGUGGGUUCACGCUUCAAGGACAGAAAGUGUAAAAAUGUGAAAUGUUGAAGACAUGGUGGAGCUUCUCCGGGGAACACUCUGGUUAGUGAGGAGAAGGCUGACCAGCCCUCUGUCAGCGUAUUGUCAGCAUGGGGGUGCUGGGGAUAAAUACACUAUUUAUAUCCUCUCAGGAAUGUCUUCAAAGCAGCUCACUGGUGCCUCGCCAAAGAAAAUCACCCCGUUUGAGGCGUGUCACGCUUAAAACUGAGUGCUUUUUGUGGAGAAAGUUGAACGAAGCGCUCUGUUGUGAAGCCAGCUCAUAUUCACGAGGGUGUUGCUGGAAAAAAAAACGUCGAGGGGUAACAAGAGAGAAGGUGGUUGAGCGUUUCCCUUCUUCUCUCGACGGGCACCACCAUUUUAUUCAUGAGCGGAGUUAGACAGGGAGAGAGAAGUGGAGCUGGUGCGAGGAAGGGAAACUUUACCUCAAAGGGAUUCACUAACUCUUGAAAACAAAUGAAAUGUCGGGGCCCAGUCGACGUCACAGGGGGCAGCGGAAUUAGCGUCCUCAUCUUUCGCGGCUUCCGAGUGAUGCUAAUUGGGAUGCGUGCAACUUAAUAGGAUGUUAUUGUUUCAUGUAGCUUAAUUUCUCCAGAGAGCACGGCCAUCACUCUUAAUGGCUGCUGCAUUAGUCAUGAUUGGAAAUGUUUACAUGAGCAUUCACAUGUAAUUUUCUUCCUGAUGCUAUACUGAUUACUGUCUGACAGGACACGCAACUCCCUGGUUAAAUCUCACUUCCCAAUUCAAUUAUCUUUUUAAUCAGCCACUCCAUUGCAGCACGGAUGGCGCACAAGGCUUUUAAUUAGCUGUAGUGUUUUCUGUCACUUUCAGACAUGUCUCCUCGCACACUUCACCUGUCCUUUGUUUCAGAAUCCAAACUGAGAGACAGCGCGACGUCGUGUGGUUUGACUUGUUUUCACCUUCUAGAAACCUUCACACAGGAAUAAACAUAGAUCCCUUACAAUGCUUCGCAUUUCAUCGGGUUAACGCUGCGCUAAUUGCAUCUCAUCUCAUUUCAUCCCAGGCAAAAUUAGCAUUGUUUACACUCUGUUGAUUCGCAGGCCUCUCAAGAUCGCACUCCCAUCUAUUGAGCCUUUCAUUCAUCCCAGACUGUAAACAAAGUUGGAAACUAGUUCAGGAAGAGAAGCAAGCGGUGCCCGGUGCCCCCCAAAAACCCCCUCUAAAGGCUUAAUGAGAGAAACAGACCAACCGGACAGAGCCCAAACAUUUCCUGGUGUGGGAUGCCGAAGGGAAAGCUUUAUUGAGGGCCUUUUAUAAAUGUUAGAGAGAGAGAGGCGACUGGGCAGGGUUGACUGCCGGCGCUAUUUAGAGUCAGCAGUGAGGGGAAGGCUAUUUGCAGUCACAAUAGUCAGAGGAGAUGUUGUUAUAAAUGUUUCAAGAUGGGUGCAGCGCGGGAAAAAACACAACAGGAUGAGAGAGAGAGAGAGAACGACGAAGAGAGCAGUUGCUUUUUCUCCUCCUCCACAUUACCUUGUUUGUCAGACACAAUGCAGCAUCUGCAGGUAAUUGCCUUUUUCAAUUGUCUCUAACAAGAUAAGGGUUGGAGGUGAGCAAGGCCAAAACUAGCGUCAAUCCCAGGAAGCUGUGUAUCUGGAGAAGAAGUGCCGGUGUGUCAUUAGCGUAAAUCAGCCGGUGUCACGUCGAAGCGAGGGUGGGACUGAGAUCACCGUCUCCAGGCCUUUCUAAUCUAUUGCCCUGUUGAACACAAACAACCGACGCAUGACGCGGAGUGUCAGAGGAAAUCAGACGACUGCAGCGGUAACUUCGAGCCGACAGUCAAAUUACUGGCCUCUCGUGUUCUUGUCUCUGAAUCUAAACAUAGGCAGAUGUGUAUCCUCCGUGUGGACCAAUCAAGUGGAGAUGACUCACUAACAGAAUUGACUUUAGAAAACUCAAGAUCUAUUUCUUAAAACAAUAUUUACUAUCAAACAUUUGUGCGGAUGCUCUGCAGCAGAGUUUGAUGUGUGUGAGUUAUUAUGCAAACAUUUGCAACUGUAAAGAAAAAAAAAUAAUUUAUGAAAUGAAUCAGAAGAUGAAUUAAGUCAAAGAUUUACUGUAGCUAGAUAUUCUGCUCUGUCAAAGACCUGCACUGUGGUCCAGAAAUGACUAAAACACGUCAGUGAGUUGACACAUUGCACUGACUCAUUAUUUUCAUAGCUGUGAACAUGGGUUCUGUAGUUUAUGUUGAGUGAAUCCCACAUAUUCUGUCCUGCUGCUGUAAAUAAUGAAUAAUGCACCAAAUACACUGAAUAUUAAUAAUACAUAUGUUGCUUAUCCUUUAAGGGUCAUGGGGGGUUAGCUCGAGCAAUCCCAGCUGGUACAACCUGGACAGGUCGCCAGUGUAUUGCAGUUCCUAUAGAGGCAAAUACAAUAAAAUAAUAAUAAUAAUAAUAAUAAUAAUAAUAAUAAUAAUAAUAAUAAUAAUAAAACUGCUUGGUAAACAGUAAACUAUUUUGUACAGUCCCCAACUGCAGUGUUCAAAUUUUUCCUCUUAUUGUUAUUUUUUAAAUAAAUGAAAGUAAAGUUUUAAAGAUGCCUUCAAGUAGAUAGAAUUGGAUUUGUGGUUGAGCUCCCCAGGCUAAUUGGUUUUAAUCUCGUCACAAGGUUUGCUGUAAAUAAUUAAUAUCAGCAGCCUCAACCUUACUCCAAAUAAGGAAAUCCAUAUGAAAUGAUUCUGACAAGGUCACUCACAACACAAAAGUACACUUUAGCUCUUUCUGUUCCUUUAACUAAAGAAGAAACUCUGGGUGUGAUUGAUUACUUGCAGUGUUGGAAACUUUCAGUCCCUAAAGAUGUGACUUCUUUCUCUAUUCAUUCAUCUCCUCUCUUCUUCUGUUGCCUUGUUCUUUCAUUUUCGGAAUUAGCUUCACAAAAGCAGUUAUUCAAAGAGAGGGUGGAGUAAACAUUGUACCUCUGUCAUCAUUAAUGAGCGCAGUGCUUGUUAAUUUGAACUAUUGUGCUUCGCUUCAACGGUCGUCUACAAAAUGUGACUCUUUGCAGUUUUAAAUAAUUCACUACAUUACUGACCAUUACAGGAUUUUUUACCAGAUCUGUGUAGUAAAUUUACAUUCACAAACGCCUCCAACAGCACAGACGACAGACGCCAUAGCACAGAACAGAUGCACAUAUUGUAUGUAAGGUAAACAUCGAGGUUUCUGUUAUUAGUGCUGUUGUUUCUCUUCACACGUCAGUGGGAGAUGUUGUCUUCUUCCCCACACAUUCUUUCCUAAUGCGAUCGUGAUUUCAAAGCAGUUCUUGUGAGAUUAAACCGUCUCUUUUGUUUCUAGUAGGUGUUUUCACAGGUGAUAUGUAAAUAAAAAACAACCAUUUA